AUGCAAAUGGAAUCGCCAAUGGAAAUGAACAACACCGGAGUCCCCGGAGCCCCCGAGGCGGAGCCUGCGUCCGGUCUCGGUGCUGCUGGUAAUGCUAGUGUUAGUAGGGGAUCUAGCCCCGGGGCGCCGACCCAGUCCUCACAGCCUUCCUCUCGUCAACUAGAUGAACAGCUCGACCUCGACCUGAAACUCGAGAGCCUCACGCUCGAAACGGAAACUACCCACACGGCUACUAGCACCAGCGCCGCUAGCUCAACUUCUUAUCACCACUGGCAGCAGCAGCAGUCGUCGUCUUCUUCGACUGCAACUUCAUCCUAUAACGCAUACAGGCACCACCAGGCGACGCGCGAGUUUUUGCUUUCUCUCCAAUACUCGGAGCACGCGCACGCCGUCCUCACGCUCGACCAGCAGCAGCGGCACCCAUACCAAUCGCACGCCCGAUCACACUCGCACGCCGAGCUCCCCCUGAACCCAAUCUCGAUCCAGCCCUCCCUCCCCCCGUCCCUCACCACGACGCCCGACAGCCCCAUCGCGCGCUCCGUGCCCCUCCCCUCCGUCGAGGACGUCUUCACCUCGCGCCCGUGCUCGCCGUGGCAGGGUGACUUUCCCGACUCCCCCUCCCCUUCCCCGCGCAAUCAGCCUCCUGGAGUAGGACACGAGCACUGCUGCGAGCCAGUGUACAGAAACAGGCUGCUGGACAUGGUUCGUGACGAGUUUGGCUCGGCGCUCGAGCUGGAUGACAACUCCAGCGUCAAUAGCGGCUUGAGCGGGUCAACGCACGGAUUGGAGCUCGAAGGCAUGAGCCGCACAGUAUCGCGCAGCGCGAGCCGCUCCGUUAGCCGCAGCAACACCAUUCGGUCGGUACGCUCUGCCGUCUCGCGAGCGAGCACGAGCAGAGGCAUCUCGCCGCAGCCCACAAUUGUGCUGAGCCUCGAGGGCGACGACGAGGAGAUGCUCCACGAGGGCACCGAGGACGACGGCAGCGCACAGCGUUCGUUUCGGCCCCUAACCGCAAGUGACAUAGGGGGAAGCGGGGAAGCAGCCAUCGACGCCGGCGAAGGAGUCCUGGACGCCUCCGAACCAACGACUGGUGCCCGCGAAGCCCGCGAAGCCCCCUCAGAAGCGCAGGAAACCCUCGAGGCUCAGGGAGCAAGCGAAACGUGUGCGCUCGUUGCGAGCACCCUCAGCGUGGCCGAGUUACGCACGCUGGCACUGCCCCCUUCCUGGCCCCGUGUGUCGCUUCUCUCGCCCGAGAAGCUCGUCAUCGACCGGCGCGUGCACUCCGCUUCGUCCGCUCCGGCGACCGUGAUCCCCGACCCAGACUUCGGGGGCAUGGUGCCCCUCGACAUCCCCGAGUUCCAGCUCGGCGAUGCCGCCAUUGACGUGAGUGCUGGUGGGUCGAGCCUUGGGUCGCAACUUGGCUCCAGUGUUGGCAGCAGUACCUCGGCGUGCUCCAGGAUCAGUAGGGAUAGGAAGGGUAGCAUUGAGACGGCGAUCACUUGCUCGAGCCUUGCUAGUUGCGCGGCCCCUGCUUGUGCAGGGACCGGUGUUGGGCAGGGGGCAGCGCAGGGCGUGCUCUUCGGAAGAGACUUUGCAGCCCGCCUCAUGUUGGAACUGUACCGCGCCUCGAUGCUCAAGAGCCCCAUUGCGUCGCCUCUCAGCUCGCCAACUCAGUCGCCGUCGACGGGAACAGCGACGGCAUGGUGGGGUGGAGGUCUGAGCGUGCGCGCUGCAGCUCGCGAGGUGCUCCGCGACGAUGAGCCCUCCGAGCCCCUUCCCCAGGGUAGCAGUUCGGGCAGCCUCGGACUCGGCUUCGACGCCAACGCGCAAGAGGUCGUCCUCCCCGACUCGGACAGUGGAUCCAACUGUUCCACGCCCAUUGCGGCGACGGCACCUCGUAACCGGCCUGUCGUGACUACCUCCGGGUUCAGACUCGAGGGCAAGGUGUUCGAGUUCGAUCCCCCCUUCGCUCCCUCCGAGGCCGAGCUGCUCUGCCGGGAGCUCCUCGAGCUCAUCUCGCGCGAAGGUGUCGAAGUCGCGGGAUACCAUCCGCACUAUCCGCCCAACUACGGCUCGCCCGAGAUCAACGGGCACAUUCCCUAUGCGCCAUGCGGCCUCAGUGCUCGACUGGCCGACCCGCGUGCUGCGUCCCUCGGACCCCUUGCGCCAGAACUCGCAACGACGCGCCCGUCCACACCCCCCGACACGCCGACGGUCGGCUGCGCCCCCCUCCCCACCCUCACGGCGCCCGUGACGCCGAUCCAGACCCGACCUUCCUCGCCCACAGUCCUCCAGAAGGCCGUCGCUAUCAACGCGGCCCUCCAGCAGCUGGCGCGAAACUCCGGGUCGCCCCUGGCGGGGAUCAACGUGACGAACGAGCGGCCGUCAAGGCUCGAGGAGAUGCGUCGGCAAUCGCUCCGCGCGGCCGGCAUCGCGUCCCCGAGCAGCUCGGGCGGCUCCCCCGCGCCCUCGGGGGCGCGACGCAAGUCGCUCGAGUGGGCCAAGAUGACCCCGCGGUCCUCGGGCGAGUACGCGCGAGACAUAUUCGGCGGCCUCCUGCGCGAGUCGGCACCGAACGCGAGUGUCUCCCAGCCGUCGAGCCCCGAAUUCCUGAAACGGAAACUGGCAGGAUCGACGGGUGAAUGGGACCUCAGCACGACCGAGUCUGCGCCCGGAUCUCCGAAGAGUAGUAGAAGGAAUACGCUGAGCGGCCUCGGACUGUUCCUCAGCCGGGCUAGGACGAAGCAGAAGUAG
Messenger RNA from Trichosporon asahii var. asahii CBS 2479, 2754 nucleotides. RefSeq lists its product as uncharacterized. Lineage: Eukaryota; Fungi; Basidiomycota; Tremellomycetes; Trichosporonales; Trichosporonaceae. The transcript has a single exon. The record is from RefSeq and is a predicted model, not a curated record. Bases 1 to 2754 code for a protein of 917 amino acids.